Schistosoma curassoni is the source of this 1462-nucleotide messenger RNA. NCBI's taxonomy places the organism in Eukaryota, Metazoa, Platyhelminthes, Trematoda, Strigeidida, Schistosomatidae. The record is from the annotation of a GenBank genome assembly.
UUAUGUGCCUCCGGUUGAAAAUUUUCUCCGUUACUGCCUAUGUACAUUUGCUAAGAAUUCUCGUUGUGAACCAAAAACAAAAUCUCAUUUUGAAUAAAAGUGGAGCAGAAUCUUUAGUGAAGAAAUCAUAAGCCAUUGGUGGUAAUGGAGUAAAGUUGUACUUCAAAAUGAUGCAAACAUUUAUAUCACAACGAACUUGCUUCGGUUAUUCAAUUUUCUUAUUCCUCCUGGGAUCAAUAUUUUUAUAUGUACAUAUCUCCCGUUCUCAAAAUAUCCCGAACUUUUUGCGUAAACUCCCAUAUAAUGUGACAGAUUUGGGAAAUUUUGUUGUUUCGGAACAACAAGAGUGCCCAAAAGAAAAUCCUCACGCUAUUGGGCGUUUAAAAAUCGAGACUAAUGUACCUACUUGGGAUUCCUUAAUGGAGAAAUAUACAUCAUCACCCUCUCAACGUAAAAUUAUCCUUUCAAAAGGUGGCAACUAUUCACAACCCAGUUUAAACCCUGUGGUGAUCCACAAUGGAUCUAUUAGUUCCCACAAUUACACUGAUUCAUUGGAGAAAUACGUCGGAUUGUGGCGUCCAAAUGUAUGUGAUCCAACUGAAAAGCUGGCUGUUAUUGUCCCGUACCGAAAUCGUGAUAUUCAUUUGCGUAUGUUUUUAGGACAUAUGCAUGCUUUUCUGCGUAACCAACUGCUUAUGUAUACCAUUUUCGUUAUAAAUCAAGACGGUGAAACUCAUUUCAAUCGUGCCCUUCUUCUGAAUGCUGGGUUUAUCGAGUCGAAACGGGUUACAAAUUUCGACUGCUUCAUAUUUCAUGAUGUGGAUUUAUUGCCUGAAGACGAUCGAAAUUCAUAUCGUUGUGCCAACCAACCGAGACACCUAUCUGUUGCUGUGGACAAGUUUAACUACCGUCUUCCUUAUCUUACGAUUUUUGGCGGAGCUGUGGCGUUCACCAAGAAACAGUUUGAAAAGGUUGGUGGAUUUUCAAAUAUGUAUUUUGGAUGGGGUGGAGAAGAUGACGAUUUAUACGCUAGAGUAGUCUAUCAUAAUUACAGCGUUAUGCGUUACGCUGAAGAAAUCGCUCGUUACAGAAUGAUUAGUCAUAAGAAAGACUCAAGUAAUCCGGUCAAUCCUAAACGUAACGAACUUCUGAAGGAUGCAUCAAGUCGCUUUACAACAGAUGGUUACUGGAAUGCGAAUUACACGCUACUGGAGUCUUACCCUGCUCACAAUGGCCUGUUUUAUUGGGUGUCGAUCACUCCAUAAAUGGGUGAGAAGAUUCAGCACAUUCCGAUUAUUUGUGUUGUCAUAGAAUACUCCGUAUACGAAGAUCACAUCGUUCACCGAAUUCCCCAUGAUUUUUUUUACUCAAUGACUUUUCCUACUUCUACUUUCGUUUUGUCCAGUUUCCAUAAUCUUUUCCAACUAUUAUUUUAGAUUUUGUAUAUUUUACACAAAAUGCU